CACAAUCCCAGGAUACGCUGUCUCAGAGUAACCAAGAUGAACGAAGACCCUGUUCUGUACUCGAAAAGUUGUCAACUGCAAAUAUCAGUGGCCACCCAUUUUCUCAAUACCUAUUUCAAAUUACUAAAUGUGAAAAACAACGCCACAAUUUUGGACCUGGGUGCUGGCGAUGCUUCAGUGACCCUUGAAGCUCUACUUCCACGCUUACCCAACUUCAACAAACUCGUCGUUUGCGACAAGUCCAGAAAUAUGGUAAACUUCGCCAAAAACAGAUUCCACGACGAGCGAAUCGAGACCGUUCAGAUGGACAUCAUGGACUACGAUAAAUCGCUCAAAGGCUAUUUCGACCACAUUUUUUCGUUUCUUUGUUUGCAACAGAUUCCAGAAGAUAGGACUCCUGAAGCUCUGCGAAACAUUUUCGACAUGCUAAAACCUGGAGGAAAUAUUUUUGCCACGGUCAUAGUAGAUGUCUGCUUUUAUGAAAUCUGGGAAACCAUGAUCAAAGAGAAAAAGUGGCCACCGGCUAUGGCAGGUUUUAAAAGCAUUAUUCCUUCGUACCGAUCUUCGGACAACCCUAGAGAAAAGCUUAUGUUUUUGCUGAAAAACGCCGGCUUCGACGUUCAAGUGUGCAACUAUGAGAAAAGAAAGUUCACUUAUGAUGGUUUAAACGAGUUUAUGGAUCAUAGUUUGUCGAUAAUUCCUAUUUUGAAGAUUGGUUCUCAGGACGAACGGACGAAAUUUCUUGAAGAUUUUAAAGAAGCUGUGAGAAAAUGCAGUUUGUUACGCAUUGACAGUACCAGCGAUGGCGGACAAGUUCAUUAUUUUUAUAGCGUUUUGGUGGCUUGUGCCUUAAAACCCGUCUGAACCGCUUGAAAAACAUGUUUGUUGUAGUAAAUAAAAAACACUGAUAUAUUUUUUAUCAAUAAUAAAUAAAUAGUUUUUCGUA
Zophobas morio is the source of this 946-nucleotide messenger RNA. Its product is annotated as juvenile hormone acid O-methyltransferase-like. Lineage: Eukaryota; Metazoa; Arthropoda; Insecta; Coleoptera; Tenebrionidae. The coding region runs from base 37 to 864 and encodes 275 amino acids. The transcript is spliced from 3 exons. The record is from RefSeq and is a predicted model, not a curated record.